Neurospora crassa OR74A is the source of this 1395-nucleotide messenger RNA. RefSeq lists its product as hypothetical. NCBI's taxonomy places the organism in Eukaryota, Fungi, Ascomycota, Sordariomycetes, Sordariales, Sordariaceae. Bases 1 to 1395 code for a protein of 464 amino acids. The transcript is spliced from 2 exons. The record is from RefSeq and is a predicted model, not a curated record.
AUGGACCCUAAAAGCCCACUGGGUCUGGGCCACCCGACACCCAGCUUCACCGAUCUGCGGGAUGAUGCCCGUACGAUCGACGAUGCCUCUAGGUCAAGCGAGGAGACGGGUGACUCUUUCCAUGUCGCUGAGCGCCGCAACGUCCUGAAUGGGAUCGCCCUUCCCACCAGCUCUCAACUUGAACCAACUCAUUCUGCCCACCCCACAGAGCAUCGCGGAUACUCUUGUGAAACUUUUAAUCGUCCUUCGACCUUUGACGCCGUCAACAACAUUUCUAAUGCUAUGUCAACCACCAGCACCGAUUGCACCAAUGGCAGACCUACGAAGAUUAGGCGUCUGUCCGGUACUACCAAAAGUUCGAACAUGAAGGAUGCGAACUUCAUUGAAACUCCAAACAUUACUCGCCCUUCCAACACUAGCCCGCAACUCUGUCAUUCAACCAUUUGCACGUCUUGCAAGAAGCCCAGACACUCAUCCGGUCAUAGACAUCGUUUUCCAGUUGUCCCCUCACCAAUCAACGGUCCCUCCAAACCUGGAGACACUGUUCAAAACCUCCAAGACAGUAAUACGGCUCGUCCCAAGCUUGUGGCCCUGACGCCCAAGCCGACCCCGAACAUCUCCAUGCCAUUUCCCUCUACCCACAGCGUUGCCACUCCCAGCCAGGGAGUCCCUAAUGCGUCCCCUAUUCCGGGCAUAGCCAGCAGCAUGAAAAAUUCGGGUGCAGGCCACGGUAACUCACUUUCAACUGCGGCCCCUAUCGCCAGAGUGGCCAGCAACAUCAACACAUCUGCCACAGUUAACAGCAACCGAUGCUCGUCCGCACCCCCAAUCUCAAGGGGUAGCAUGGCCAGCACCACGGACCAAUCUUUCGUGUUCAACGACAACAGGUCUUCAACCGCGACGCCCAUCCCCCACAUGGCCAGCAACAUGGCCCCAUCUGCCACAGUCAACACAAUUCCACCCUUGCCCCCCAUCAUCCCGAGCAUGGCCACCAACGGGAGUCAACAUGCUACAGUCAAUCCUAUUCUACCUGCACCCCCCAUCCCCAGUUUGAGCAUGGCCAACAACAUCACUCAAGCCGCCACCCCCUGGCCUCGUUGUCGAGGAAGGACCAGGCAAAACGUCCAUCGCCCCUGCAGCCACUCACCCGCUGAGUUGGCCUGGAAGCGAACAGCUACGCAGUGUAUGGACUGCCUGGCCAAUGCGCCCAAGGGCAACAAGAGAAUCAAUGUCGAGGCUCGCGUUGCAGCUGGCCACAAUCCCUGCUCGAAGUGUUUUGUCGAGGAUGCCCGUCCGGAUGGUGGGCUUUGCGAGGAUUGUUUGGCCAUGGGCAGAAACAACCUCGCUUUGAGAAACGCGGGAAUUGGCAAGCGCAAGCAUGCCAAUGCCCAUUAG